This is a messenger RNA of Colletotrichum gloeosporioides, 1164 nucleotides long. Its product is annotated as Monooxygenase aurF. The transcript is spliced from 8 exons. The record is from RefSeq and is a predicted model, not a curated record. Bases 1 to 1164 code for a protein of 387 amino acids. NCBI's taxonomy places the organism in Eukaryota, Fungi, Ascomycota, Sordariomycetes, Glomerellales, Glomerellaceae. Gene Ontology annotation, molecular function: N,N-dimethylaniline monooxygenase activity; NADP binding; flavin adenine dinucleotide binding.
AUGGAUAGAGGCAACCGAAUUGCCGUGAUUGGGAUGGGGUCAUUGGGCCUCGUCGCCUUGAAGAACUGUCUUGAAGAGGGCUUCGAGGCGAUUGGCUUUGAGAAAAGCUCAUACGUUGGUGGCCUCUGGAAGUACACCCCAGAUGGCAACAAGACCUCUGUCCUCCCAACAACAAUCGUCAACAUUUCUAAAGAGAGGGGAUGCUUUACAGACUUUCCGUUUCCAAAAGCCAAGCAAGUUGAAGAUUACCUCGAAAGCUACACAGACCACUUCAAGCUACGUCCUUUCAUACGUCUCAAUAUGCAAGUGAGAUAUGUGCAUCAUGAGGAACGUACGAAGAAAUGGGUCAUCAAGAUCGAUGGCUUCCCAACCGAGAUCUUUGACAGGGUCAUUAUCGCAACAGGCAUGAACCAGACGCCCAACUACCCCGACAUCAAGGGCAUCCAAUCUUUCCCUGGCCAACAAGUACACUCAAAGUCGUUCAAGAGACCAGAGGAAUUUGAUGGGAAACGUGUACUCGUUGUCGGUUUUGGGAAUAGCGGUGCUGAUACGGCGGUAUCCCUCAUCGGACACGCGAAGAAGAUUUACCUCUCUCAUAGAGAAGGCGCUUAUGUUAUUCCUCGCGUCAACAACGGGAGACCUAUCGACCACACAAUCAAUGUUCGCUUCACAAAAGUUCAGGCUUUCUUAGAAUACUUCUUCCCAAAGGCGAGCGAGAGCUUUUUCAACAGGGUGGUGAAGGGACUGCAAGACAACAACUUCAAAAUUCGACCGGAGUGGAACCUCUCUCCAGCACCGUCUUUGAAAACAACCAGUCCGGUGGUUUCAGACGAGAUCAUUCCCGCACUGGAACGUGGAGACGUUGAAUCUGUAGCUGGCAUUGGUAAAGUGACCGGCGACGAGGUUGAUCUCACUGACGGAAGGGUUCUUCAAGUAGAUGCCAUCGUUUAUUGCACUGGAUAUAAGGCUGACUUCAGCAUCCUUGAUCCGAAGGAUAACCCAGCAAAUACGCCGAACCCAGAAUGGGUUGCUGCGAAGGGAGCGAGGGGCAAACCACUUCCGAGACUCUACAAGAAUGUUCUGUCUGAGAAAUAUCCGGAGUCUCUUGCGUUCAUGGGUUGCGUAGCCUUUGCAACUGGCAGCAUGCAUGGACAACAGCCCUAG